Molecule: messenger RNA, 1020 nt
Organism: Rotaria sordida
Lineage: Eukaryota; Metazoa; Rotifera; Eurotatoria; Philodinida; Philodinidae
Source: the annotation of a GenBank genome assembly
AUGGCAUCGAGUUCUAGUACGUACAAUGUUUAUAUACCAGGUGAUAUAAUUCCGACUGCAGAAACAAAAAUUAAACUUGCAGAUCGUAUUUUAAUUUCUCCUCUUGUUUUGGGUACUGCGGCUUGGGGGGAUAAAAAAGUAUGGACUUGGAGUGAAGAAUGUGAUGCAAAAGCUAAAGAAGCAUUUGAUAUGUCUAUAUCAAAAGGUAUUAAUACUUUUGAUACAGCUGAAGUAUAUGGUAACGGUGAAAGUGAACGUUCUAUUGCUCGAUACAAAACAAAUCAUCCUAAUGCAGGAGAUAUUGUUCUUGCUACAAAAUUUCUUCCUUAUCCUUACAGAUUUUCUUAUCCAAGUUCACUCAUUAAUGCACUUCGAGCAAGUCUGGAUAGAUUACAGGUUGAUUGUGUUGAUCUCUAUCAAAUUCAUGGUCCUAUUCAUUUUCGUUCAAUUGAAGUUCUUGCUGAUGCAUUAGCAGAAGCAGUUAAACUUGGUUUGACAAAGACUGUUGGUGUUUCAAAUUAUUCAACAGAUGAAAUGAUUAAAAUGUAUGAUUGUUUACAAAAACAUGGUAUUCAACUUGCAUCAAAUCAAGUUGAAUUUUCACUUCUUCGACGUUUACCAGAAACAUCUGGACUUAUUGCUGAAUGUCAUAAACGAGGUAUUGCUGUUCUUGGAUAUUCUCCUCUUGCUAUGGGUCGUCUUACUGGUAAAUAUUCAGCAGCAAAUCCACCUCCUUCAGGUCGUCCUUUCUCUAAUAUUAAUAUGGAUGAAUUAGAGCCAAUAUUAGAAACAAUGCGACGUAUUGCAAAUAAGUACAAUGUUAGUGUUUCAUCGGUGGCUUUGAAUUAUGUCAUAUGUAAAGGUGUUAUUCCACUUGGUGGUGCUCGAGAUGCUAAACAAGCUGAACAAAAUACUGGUGCUUUAGGAUGGCGUUUGACAAACGAAGAAAUCGUUGAACUCGAAAGUUAUCGUUUUAAUCCAGCCAAUGCAUUUUGGCAACGAUUUUGGCAACAUGGUUAA